Messenger RNA from Trichosurus vulpecula (common brushtail), 2522 nucleotides. It is a transcript of the gene TGFB1I1, whose product is annotated as transforming growth factor beta 1 induced transcript 1. Lineage: Eukaryota; Metazoa; Chordata; Mammalia; Diprotodontia; Phalangeridae. The transcript is spliced from 11 exons. Bases 46 to 1449 code for a protein of 467 amino acids. The record is from RefSeq and is a predicted model, not a curated record.
CCGCCCUGCUGCUACCCCUCAGCCAGCCAGCCCGGCACCCCAGCCAUGGAGGACCUGGAUGCUCUUUUGUCUGACCUGGAGUCUACAACAUCCCACAUCCCUCGGGCUGGGGCUCUUAGGGACCAGCCCCAAGAAGCCACCACUGCUCCUCCUCCCUAUAGCCAGCAGCAGCAGCCUCAGAUGUGUUGCUUCUCUCUGCAGAAGGUGGCCAGGGAAACCUCUGGGGCCUCAGGAGACAAAGACCAUCUAUACAGCACCGUAUGUAAGCCUCGUUCCCCAAAGCCAGCGGCACCCCCAUUCUCCUCCAGUGGCGUCCUUGGUGCUGGGCUUUGUGAACUGGACCGCCUGCUGCAGGAGCUCAAUGCCACCCAAUUCAAUAUCACGGAUGAAAUCAUGUCCCAGUUCCCAUCCAGCAAGGCAGCUGAUGGGAAACGAAAGGAAGAGCAAUCUGAGGAAAAGAAAAGGCCCACCACCCCACCUAGCCCGACACCACAACUACCAAAACCUUCAGCCACCUCAGCUACCCUGGAAUUGGACAAGCUGAUGGCUUCUCUUUCUGAUUUCCGUGUCCAGAACCAUCUUCCUGCUUCUGGGCCUACCCCAAAGCCAGAGCUGAGCUCAGUGAGUGAUACCACGCCCCCACCCACCUCAGGGUCCAACACGGAGGGCAGCCUGGACACCAUGCUGGGGUUGCUACAGUCAGACCUCAGUCGACAGGGAGUCCCCACCCAGGCCAAGGGCCUUUGUGGUUCCUGCAAUAAACCCAUUGCUGGGCAGGUAGUGACAGCUCUAGGCCGGACCUGGCACCCGGAGCACUUUUUAUGCGGAGGGUGCUCCGUGGCCCUGGGAGGUAGCAGCUUCUUUGAAAAGGACGGUGCCCCUUACUGCCCUGAAUGCUACUUCGAGCGCUUUUCCCCGCGCUGUGGUCUCUGCAAUCAGCCCAUUCGCCACAAGAUGGUCACCGCCCUGGACACCCAUUGGCAUCCUGAACAUUUUUGCUGUGUCAGCUGCGGGGAACCCUUCGGGGAAGAGGGGUUCCACGAGCGGGAGGGCCGCCCGUAUUGCCGCCGGGAUUUCCUGCAGCUGUUUGCCCCACGCUGCCAAGGUUGCCAGGGUCCUAUCCUGGAGAACUAUAUCUCGGCGCUGAGCGCGCUCUGGCACCCAGACUGCUUCGUGUGCAGGGAGUGCUUCACGCCCUUCUCGGGAGGCAGCUUCUUCGAGCACGAGGGGCGCCCGCUCUGCGAGAGCCACUUCCACGCUCGGCGCGGCUCCCUCUGCGCCACCUGCGGGCUCCCGGUCACCGGCCGCUGUGUUUCUGCGCUGGGGCGCCGCUUCCACCCGGAUCACUUCACCUGCACCUUCUGCCUGCGCCCGCUCACCAAGGGCUCCUUCCAGGAGCGUGCGGACAAGCCUUACUGCCAGCCCUGCUUCCUCAAGCUCUUCGGGUGAGCGUUCACCCACGAGAAGGUCCCGCCUCAAGUUUAGAACCCUGUUCCAAGAAAGGCCUGACCCCUUAAAAAGAGCCUGGUACGAGGAGAGGCCGCACUGCUCGAGGAAGCCCCUCCCCUCUCUUUCCACAAAACCUUGUUCCUGAUUAGACUCCGUCCCCCAUGAGGCCUCACUCAGGAGCUAGACCCACGUCCAAAGAGAGAUCCUUUCCCUCUUCGAGAGCCGGACUCAAGAAAAGAACGCAUCCCCAGCACACCUGGCCUUUCAGUUAGAACCCAGUGCCCGCAGACUCCCGCCCCUUAACUAGACCCCUGUCCAAAGAGAGGUUCAGUCCAUUGUUGAACCAGUAAACAGGAUUUUACUGAGCCAGUCUCUAACCUGAGAAUGCCCAAACAGCAGGCCAGAGACAAAGUGCCAGUAAUCCGAUAGCCGUUUAAUUAAUUCGUUUCAUUUAUGAGGAACAGAUUCGCAAAUCGGGAAUUCUGAUCAGAAUUCCGCCUUGUUGAAGUGAAGAUGGAGACUAGCUCAGUAAAAUCCUGUUAAACGGUUCAAAAAUGGACCAAGUGUCCAUUAAAUAGAGCUCUGUCCCAGGAGGUCCACACCUAUCACAUAGUGGGAAGAUCUUCCAAAACAAAAAACAAGGCUUCCUGGGGGAGAGUCCCUUCCCAAAAGCAGCACAACAACUAUCCCUGAAGCUCCAUCCCUCUGGGCAAUGUGGAGAGGCAAAGGAUUGUAUAGUGAAUUAGUGCCUCACCUCAUGGGAAAGGGAUGGUGAGAAGUAAAGUCUUGUCUUAACCUUAUACUAGUUGGCUCAAGUCUAUCCACAGGAAUAGACUUUCGGGGAUACUCAACGUAGUGUAGGGGACUCUUGUCUAGGUUUCCCCAAAUGUGGGUAAUAGAAUCCCUCUCUAGGUUUUAAAGCACUUGCAUUUUACUAAGAAAGAGCUUAUGGGAAUGGGACCAGGUCCAAGAAAAUUGAGGAUCCAGGUUCUGCCUCAGGGUAUUUUCUGAGUGCCCGGGGUUUCCCUCACUGCUGUCCUCACCUAUGUCUAUAUAAACACAUAUUCCACAAA